Messenger RNA from Nematocida homosporus, 204 nucleotides. RefSeq lists its product as uncharacterized. The record is from RefSeq and is a predicted model, not a curated record. The transcript has a single exon. Bases 1 to 204 code for a protein of 67 amino acids. Lineage: Eukaryota; Fungi; Microsporidia.
AUGAAACCAUCAGGUAAAUGGAGAUUGUGUGCUGACUUAAGGAAACUGAAUGGCAUGACGGAACAGGAUAACUAUCCGAUUCCAGACAUACAGUAUUUGACAGAUCAUAUCAGAGGAAAGAAGAUAUUCAGUAAACUGGAUAUCAAGGAUGGAUUCUAUAGGAUUCAGGAAAGAUAUCUCAAUGACAUUGAGGCCUUUAUAUGA